AUGGAAGAGGUAAAGGAAGAUGUCCCUCUACGUGGACAAACCCGACACGAUGCAAAACGAGCGCUUCAUAUUAAAGCAAAAGAUCUGGCACCAAACGGCAUCUACAAAUUGGUGCUGAGAGUCAAACACAGAUGGGGUACGCACAUGUCUUAUGCGGUCUUCAAAGCAGACUCGGCCGGAGAAAUAGACGUUCCGACGGCGAAACCCUUGAGAGGUUCAUAUAGCGAGGCUGACCCAAUGGGAUUGUUCAUGAGUGUCGAACCGUGUGAAGAUUUUCCAUUUGGCGCUUACUUGCGACACACUCCACCUGUACCAUUUAUCUAUAAUCUAAUUUUAUUGGACUGCAGUAACCGUGAACUAGCAAGGUUACCGAUCAGGAAACAUUUCAUGCAUCCGAAAUUAGAACGAACCGAAAUUGAAGAAGAUGGCUUCUGCGGGACUUUAUUCAAGCCACCAGGUGAUGGUCCCUUCCCGGCAGUUAUUGAUAUCUCUGGUACAGGUGGAGGUAUUCACGAGCACAAGGUACACAUAUCUAGCGGAACACAGCUUUUCUGGAAGAAAUUCCAGUGA
Cooperia oncophora is the source of this 570-nucleotide messenger RNA. Lineage: Eukaryota; Metazoa; Nematoda; Chromadorea; Rhabditida; Trichostrongylidae. The record is from the annotation of a GenBank genome assembly.